This is a messenger RNA of Theileria parva strain Muguga, 919 nucleotides long. It is a transcript of the gene NAP1, whose product is annotated as Nucleosome assembly protein (NAP) family protein. Gene Ontology annotation, biological process: nucleosome assembly. The transcript has 7 exons. Gene Ontology annotation, cellular component: chromatin; nucleus. Gene Ontology annotation, molecular function: chromatin binding; histone binding. Lineage: Eukaryota; Apicomplexa; Aconoidasida; Piroplasmida; Theileriidae. Bases 1 to 879 code for a protein of 292 amino acids. The record is from RefSeq and is a predicted model, not a curated record.
AUGUCGGAUGAUUCCGUUUUGGUUGAGGGUCUAAAGAGUGUUUCUCUAACUGAUCGUGUAACCUCUAAAUUGACGGAUAGUCAAGUAGCUAUCUUGGGUCAACUUCAGAAGCUGCAGAAAACACGUGAUGACCUCGAGGUUGAGUUUAACAAAGAGCUCAAUGAGCUGAGAUCUAAGUACGAUACGCUUUAUCAGCCUCUUUAUGAAUCCCGUUUUAAGGCUUUAACUCAGCCCUCAGGAGACGAGUAUGGGACACCGAGCCUUCCAAAGUUUUGGCUUACUGCAAUGAAGAAUAACAAGACGUUGAGACGCAUAAUUGAGCUUCAUGACGAGCCUGUUCUCGCAUACUUGAGCGACAUCAGUGCCGAGUUCCUAGAACCAAAGAAGCAAGAGUCCUUUAAGAUCGUCAUGACCUUUGACAAGAACCCUUACUUCACUAACACCACCUUGGUUAAACAGUAUAACAUGAAGUCGCUUGAUGGAGAGGUCGAGUCACUCCUGCAGGGAACUGUAGCCACUGAAAUAAACUGGUUACCUGAUAAAGAUGUCACUAAACAAACUGUCACUAAAAUACAACGCCAUAAAAAAACUAAAGAAACCCGAACUCGAGUUGAUCUUGAGGACAAGCCUAGUUUCUUUAGAUUCUUUACUGGUCAGGAGGUUCCAACUACCGAGGAGUUGAAUAAAAUGUCAAAACUUGAGAUAUCGGAACUGGAAAUGUAUGUCGAGGAAGAUUAUGAUAUUGGAAUCGUUCUUAGGGAUAAACUGGUACCUGAAGCAAUAUACUGGUAUUUGGGAGUUGUGGACGACGAGGAUGCAGAUGACGAUGAGCCUGACAGUUAUGAAAAUUCCGAAGAUUUAUCCUCAGAUUCCGAUUAAACGUGCUUAAAAUUAAUGAAUUAAUUUACUUUGUAUCAUA